This is a messenger RNA of Strongyloides ratti, 3141 nucleotides long. RefSeq names its product Sterol-sensing domain and Acriflavin resistance protein family and Patched family-containing protein. The transcript has 4 exons. Gene Ontology annotation, cellular component: cytoplasmic vesicle membrane; plasma membrane. Gene Ontology annotation, biological process: molting cycle, collagen and cuticulin-based cuticle; transmembrane transport; endocytosis. NCBI's taxonomy places the organism in Eukaryota, Metazoa, Nematoda, Chromadorea, Rhabditida, Strongyloididae. The record is from RefSeq and is a predicted model, not a curated record. Bases 1 to 3141 code for a protein of 1046 amino acids. Gene Ontology annotation, molecular function: transmembrane transporter activity.
AUGCGUUUUGAUUUUAUUGAGAAACGUUUUGCUUAUCUAUUUGCAAGAUAUUCUUUGAUUGUCGUCAAAUACCCAUAUCCUUUUAUUAUAAUUCCAUUACUGUUGACGGGAUUUCUUGGAAGUGGAAUUAAACAUCAUCCUGAGGCUUUUGUUAAGGAUGAUCUUAAUUUAUAUACACCAACAGAUGCUAAAGCUAGAAGUGAAUUAAAACAAUUAGAUGAAUUAUUUCAUAUUGAUGAUCAUGAUCCUUUUUAUGCUACAAGAAGGUAUGAUAUUAAACGAUCUGGAUAUAUUAUUGUUACUGGAGAAAAAGAAGAUUCUGAUAUAUUAAAUCCAUUAGUUAUGCAGGCAAGUAUGCAAUUAUGGAGUUUAAUUCAAAGUUUAACAAUUGAAGUUAAAGAAUCACAAAAAAUAAUUAAUUAUCCCAGUAUAUGUGUAAAAUUUCCAAUGCCUCAAGAAUUUACCAAUGCUAUUGCACAUUUUAUUAAUCCUAAUGUUACAAGUCCUGAAACAAUUUGUGUCUCAAAUCCUCUUGUUGAAGCAUUUAAAUAUUUUUUGUUAUCAGAUCAAAUAUUUGCCAAUAGAACAUUUGAUGAUCUUACAUUAGAAAAUUUAGGUGAAUCAAUAUCAUUAGAUGGUAUUGGAAUGGCACACCUUCUUGGUGGUAUUAUUUAUGAUGAUCAAAAAAGAAUAUCUGGAGCAAAGGCAAUAUUAUUACCGUAUGCCUUAAGGCACUCAACACCUGAGGAGGAUGAUAUAGCAGAGAAAUGGGAAUUAAAAUUAGCUGAUUUUUUAUUAUCAUAUAACUCUCCUGUUAUUAAAACAUCUUGGUGGACUUAUGAAACAUUAUCUUCUGAAUCAUCUAGAGAUAAGGAUCAUUUAAUUAAUAUGUUAAUUCCAUGUUUUAUUGUUGUAACACUUUAUACAAUAAUUUCAUGUUGUGUAGGAUCAUGGAUACGUUCUAGACCAUGGUUAGGACUUGGUGGUGUAAUAUCUGCUGCACUUGCAAUUAUAUCAGGUGUUGGUUUAUUACUUCAUUGUAAAUAUAGUAUGACAAGUGUAGCAUACUCAAUGCCUUUUAUCAUUUUUUCUGUUGGUGUUGACAAUAUUUUUAUUGUCCUUUCAGCAUGGAGGGCAACCAAUUAUGAUGAUAGUUUAGAGGAUCGAAUGUCUGCAACAUUUUCAGAUGCAGCUGUUUCAAUAACAGUAACUUCAUUAACAAAUUUUAUCUCAUUUUGUGUUGGAUGUUUAACACCAUUUCCAUCAAUAAAAAUGUUUUGUGUUUAUGCUGUUGUAGCAGUUUUUUUUACCUAUAUAUAUCAAUUAACAUUUUUUGCUGGUAUUAUGGUAUUAACAUCAAGAAGAGAGAUAAAUGGAAGAAAUUGUUUAACAUUUACUAGAGUAUUAAAAAAUAAAGAAGUUAAGAAAUGUAAAAAAGUUAUAAAUACUUUUUCAAAUAAUUCAAGAUAUAUUGAUUUUAAAGGAAAUAAUUUUAAAAGUAAUAAUUUUUCAAUUUCAUCCUCAAUUAAUGAAGAUUCUUUUAUGAAAUCAUUCUCCAAAAAUCAUCCAUUAUCAAAAUUUUUUCGUACCACAUACUGUGAUAUCCUCCUUCAUCCAUUUGUUAAAGGAAUGAUUUUAAUUUUAUUUAUUUUAUAUCUUAUCAUUGCUGUAUAUGGUUGUUUAAAUAUUAAAAUGGGCCUUGAACCUAAUGAUUUAUUACCAGAAAAUUCAUAUGGUAAAAGAACAUUAAGAAUGGCAGAAAAAUAUUUUAGUGAUUAUGGUAGUUCAUUACAUGUUUGGAUGUAUAAUUUAAGUCAUGUUGAUUUUGGUAGAAAAAAAAUUUGGAAUGUCUUAGAAAAAGAAAUUGAACUUUAUGAACAUACUGAAUUUACUGGUUUUAGUGAUUCAUGGUUAAGAAUAUUUUUAGAAUUUAUUAAAAAUUCUGGACUUUUAAUAACGGAAGAAAAUUUUGUUUAUUUAUUAAAAAAUGUUUUUCUAAGUCAACCAACUUAUAAUAAGUAUCAAAGAGAUGUUGUUUUUGAUCCAAGUGGUCAAUAUUUAGAAGCUUCCAGAGUACCAGUACAAUUACGUUAUGUUGGAACGAGUAACCAAUCAAAAGCAAUGCAUUUUUUUAGAAGAUUAGCUGAGACAUCAGAAUUACCAACAGGAGUUUAUGCAGAUUUUUUUCAAUUUGCAGAACAAUAUAAUGCUGUUCUUCCAGGAACUUUGUCAAGUAUUGCAAUAGCAGGAGUAGCUGUAAUAUUUGUUUCAUUAAUUUUUAUUCCCGUUCCAAUUGCUUCAUUAUGGGUGUCAUUUUGUAUAAUUUCUAUAAAUAUAGGUAUAUUAGGUUUUAUGACAUUUUGGUCAGUAAGAUUAGAUUUUAUAUCAAUGGUAACAAUAGUAAUGUCAAUAGGAUUUUGUGUUGAUUUUGCUGCACAUCUUUCAUAUAAUUAUUCUAAAGGAAAAAAUGUAUCUCCGAAUAAAAGAAUAAGAAAUGCUUUAUAUUAUGUUGGAACACCAAUUAUUCAAAGUGCUACUUCAACAAUUCUUGGAAUUUCUUUUAUGGCUUUUACUGAAAGUUAUAUAUUUAAGUCAUUUUUUAAAACAAUUGUUCUUGUUAUUGCACUUGGUGCUCUUCAUGGUCUUGUAAUUCUUCCAGUUUUAUUUACUGUUUUCCAUUGUGAAAAAAAAAUUAUUAAAGAUUGUGUUACUGAAGAAACAGCAAGUACAAAUACUGGUGAUAUUAAUUUACAAUUUGAUACAUUAAAUGAUAUAACACCAGCACGAAUACCUCGAAUACAGUAUCCAGAUAAAUUAAAACCUUAUUAUAUUUCAAAUGACAAUGUUAAUAUUCCAUCUCCAGAUUAUUUAGAUAUUAAUUUUAACACAAAAAAUUAUCCCUUUUCUCCACCACCGUUAACAACUUUUGCAUUUCAUAAUUCAUUUUUUGAAAAAACAUUAGAAAGGAAAGGUAAAACAAAUAAUAUUUAUGAUUAUCAUAACUCACAAAAUAUUUCUAAUCAAAUAUUAAGAAAUAACUUUACAAAAAAAGAUUAUGAUAUUGAAAUAGAAGACGAUGAUAUUGAUAAUAAUAUUUAUAUGAAUCCAACUAUGGACUAUGAAAGUGUUGACAGUACUUAA